AUUAGUUUCACUGCAGCAUGCUGCAUGCUUUAUGGAAGCAAUUAACAAAAAUAGUUUUCCCUAAUUCACUGAUCGUAUCUGUACGACCAAACGUGUACAUUUCAGCAUAACAUUUAACAGCCUGAAAAUUUAUUCCACUGAUGGUGUGUCAGUUGAAGACUUCUUUCCUCGGCUCUUGGAUAACUGUAGUCUAGAAGAAUUAGCUUGUCUUCCAGUCCAAGUCAACUUCAUUAUCAUUCCGCAUACUGCACAGUGAAAUGAGGUAGCGAGCGCUUUCUCAGUUAUACCCGUCUCACAGCUUGGGUGAAAGAAGCUGUUUAGAAAAGAGAUCAUGGCUGGAGUGAGUGUCAUCUUGAAUCAUCUUCAGUGCCUUCUUCAGACGUCUUCUCUCCCCAAUUCUCAGUGACCCCAGUGCCAGUGAUGGUCUCAGAGGUUUUCAUCACUCGCUGCAUGAUUGACAAAAGUUUGUGAGAGUGCACCAAGGAAAUCUGGCUUUCCUACACUUCCUUAUUUGCACAGAUUUGUGAGCAGGUCAGGUGAGCUCCUCUGAUAUAUGAACUCUGAGAAAUUUGAAUCUGUCUACUCUAGAGUAGGCAGAUUCAAAUUUCUCCUCAGAGUUCACAUAUCAGAGGAUGUCACCUGGAAGGCUCACUAAUCUGCUCUUGUAAAGAACUUCUCAAGAAAGCCAAAUAUCCUCGUUUCGCUUUCACAGAUUUAAUGUGUAUCUCGCUAAAAAUACUCUCAAGGUGAAAGAAAAGUCUUGAUGCCUCUGCUCAAGUAAUGAAUGACAUCCUCGCUGCUAAACAUCCCAGGGUGCAUUGCAUCUUCUAGCAAUUUACCUUACACAUUCUCAACACUACACAUUUUCGCACAAUAAGAGCUAAAAUCUUAAAAUACUUGUUCAACUGUGAAAGUGGUCAAACUGUGAAUAUCUGGAAUAUUGCUAAGCAAAAGAGCUCUAUCAUUUCUUCAUUAUUACAGCCCAGAAAUUAGCUCCGCCUCCAGCAGGAACUAAGCUCUGCCCUUUUUUUUUCAUAGUAUUUAGCUUAGUGCUUGACAUUGUUUUCAUUACAAUUGCAAUUCCCUGCUUUAAAAGUUACAAACUGCCCCUUUAAAAGCAGAGGACAGAAAGUGCACGUGGGAAACAUUAAUGUGUUUAUAUCCCAACUGGACGGUUGGGCGGAGGUCCGUUCUGGUGGAGAUUAUCAUCAUGUGGCUUCUGUUAUGACUCAGACAUGAAAAAAUACAACCUCCAAAUUAUGUCCUUUUUUGUGUUUUCUUUUAAUUUGGUAUGCAACCUCGAGCUAGCAUGCUGUGUAGUGGCAUUAAUAAGAGAGCGGAGUCGUAGCAGAGGGAAGGGUUUUUUUUUUGGCAUCUUUCUCCUUCCUCAUUCACUUACUUAAGAAUCCUAGUGAAUACCUAAGCAAGCGGAGAGGAAAAGGCUCGCUGCCAUGUUGAGCCACUUUUUCCAGCAUAGCGUGGUUCUAAAAGAAAGGGAAUUUCUUUUCAGGGCUGUGAUUCACUGGGAGCUCUGAGUCAUAUGUCCAUUUAUGGUCCUUUAUUUAGAACUGGGUUAGAGGAGUGGUACUGGUGAAUACUGGAGACAGCCUCUGCUCACAUUUUAAGAGAAUUUCAUUUGUACUAUUUAAUCAUUCUCUUUGUGUUUAAUAAUUCCCUUGCUUUUUUUAUUCAGUUAAGCAUCUCAAAGCAUAUAAAAGGAAGUCUAAGUAGUUACAAAAGUGAAAACUGUAGCUCUAACCCACUCCCAGACACAUGCUGGGAGUUUCAUAGGUUAAGAAAUGUUAAAAAGUAAAUAACUUUGAUGAUGCAAACUGAGCAUGCUGAGUAGCUAGCUGACAAAAACAAACUGGAGUGAUAAAUACAAAGGGUACAUAGCACCAGUACCAUGAUGCGGAAUAGGUCUCAUUCCCGAUGUCACAUCUGAUAAAGUUUAGUUUUGUUAGGAAUUUAGACCGGCUCUCCUCACACAAUGGACAAGCGGACAUGGGCCGUGUCUUUCCUGGACAUUAUAUCUCUGGAACGCUGAACUGCUCGCAUACACAGGGCUCAGUUUAAGACCUUGGACAUACGGCAUGCUGCGUUUGAUUUGGUGUCGACAUUUCUCUCUUCUUUCUAAACUUCUGUAUGUUUUCUCUUUGUUUUACAGUUUUGGGGGGUGGGAUGGGUUGGGGUGGAUCCUGGCUUGUUUGGUUUCUUAUUGUUCUGUACUGUUGUUCUUCUUUAUUAUGUUGAAAUGAAAAAGUCAAUAAAGAGGAAUUUAGAUCGGCUCCGUGAAACUGUCUGAUGAUUAAAAAGUCGCCUUAUGACUUUACAAACGCGUAUUAUAGAGAAAUGUAGUGAUCUAAUGUUUUAAAAUGUAGAGAGUAGAUAGUAGAAAGUAGAGAUUAUUAGUUCGACAUCUGUUUUUUGGAAAACUUUUCAAUAUACCUGUAUAAUAGUCAGGAUUCUCGAGUAAUCCUUAACAUUUCGACUCAGAAGCCAGGUUUUAUAGCAAUUAAAAUGCUUAUUAUUAAGUUGCUACACUGCAAAAGCCUUGUUGAUGCUCUCAGAAAAUGGUAGUAAAUAAAAACACAUUUUUGUGGAGCGUCCAACAUACAAAUCCCUGUGUAUUAGCCUUUUUUUUUUUGUGUGUGUGUGUGUGUGUGUGUGUGUGGAGCACAACAGCGCCACCAAUGGCCAUAGAAACACAGAGAAUGGUAUGAAGAAGCGAGAAUCGAGGCUGGGGCUGAUUUCUUUCUAGCCCAGACUGUAGAUUGAUGCAUCCUAUCAGUGACAGUCGUCACAGAUUUGACCUCCAUUUUGUCACUGAUAUUUUUCACACAUCUGUAACACGUCAUCAGCAGUGAUUGAGAACGUUGGACUGUUUGACCAAGACGAUUAGGACUGAAGGCUACUUUGGGAUGUAUCGAGGUGCUGCAGUGAACCUCACCCUUGUAACUCCAGAAAAAGCGAUCAAACUUGCAGCCAAUGACGUCUUCAGACAAAAGCUCUCCAAGGAUGGGAAGUUACCGUUAUGGGGCGAGAUCCUCGCAGGCUGUGGGGCAGGAACCUGUCAGGUGGUGGUCACAACCCCGAUGGAGAUGCUAAAAAUACAGCUGCAGGAUGCCGGGAGGUUGGCGGCACAGAGAUCCGCGUCUGCCUCGGCUCCAGCCUCCUCGCCGUCUCUGGCGUCUUCUCACCACGCUGCCGUGCGUCGCUCAGCCACGGCCAUAACGCUGGAGCUGCUGAGGACGCAGGGCCUCCGGGGCCUCUACAAGGGCACAGGGGCCACUCUGCUCAGGGAUGUGCCAUUCUCGAUGAUCUAUUUCCCGCUGUUUGCCAAAUUUAAUGCAGUGGGUCGGAGCAGAGAUCUCGCUCACGAGCGCGCGCCUUUCCUGCAGUCCUUCGCUUCGGGAUGCGCGGCCGGCUCGGUGGCGGCUGUGGCGGUCACUCCACUGGAUGUCAUAAAGACUCGUCUUCAGACGCUGCAGAAGGGGGAAGGAGAAGAUUCAUACCGGGGCAUCAUCGACUGUACACGGCGCAUUCUGAGUCGAGAGGGACCAUCGGCCUUUCUUAAAGGAGCGACGUGUCGAGCGCUGGUCAUUGCCCCGCUUUUUGGGAUCGCACAAGGCAUCUACUUCCUGGGUGUGGGUGAGCAGGUGAUGAAGCUGCUAGAAUAGAAAUGAAGUCUCAUAUCAGUGAACAAACGCACAGUACUGUUUCAACACGUGGAGAGAGGAGAGGGCCCGGGAUUAGGAGAAGGAGUAAGUGGUUAAAAUGAGAGGGAUGUCCACUUACAUAACCAAAGGAGUUAAAGAAAAAAAAAAUGAAAGGGCUGUUCAUGCUAUCAUAAGCGGUGACGUUGCACACUAAUAGUUUCUCAAGUGUCUAAAAGAUGUAAACAGGGUUCUUUGGGCAAAACAGGGUCCUGGUCUAUCCGAAGGUGUCUAAUUCACUUGAUUUAGACUGAUUACUUGCGUAAAACAUGAAGGAUGUAAUAUGAAAUCCAUCACUAGUACACUAGCAAAGGUUAGAAUAAUAAAUAAAUAAAGUGCAUGUCAGUGAAUCAAGUGGAUCAGAGACCUGCACAGCUAAAGAUGAAGAAAAGCGCUUGGUGCUUUGCUUUGUAUGAGUGUUUAGGAUGCAGUGUAACAGACUGUACAGGAUCUGAUGCUGUGUUAAUCUGUGCUUUAAUCCUCUAUGUUGCUCAGCCUCAGCCUGCUGGAUUACUCGGUUAAAGCUGGGGUCUGAGGUUUUUAAGUUUUAAGUAAUAUUCAGCAACAUUUUCCCUCACAUUAUGACAGCUUUAAUAAAUAUCGAGCUUAGCUUAAGGAACUCCAUGCUCUGUGGCAACCCAGACUUUGUAAACAGAAAAAAAAUUAUGCAAACCACCAAAAUCCAACCAAUCAGGACACAGAGGCGUGUCUACUUGCCUGCAUUUAGGACAUGUGCACGUAUUUUGGGAGUGAAUGAACGUUGCAUUUAAUUAGAUUUUAAGUUUAGCAAGAGCUAGCUUUAUAUCACUUCUGCUAAAAUCACUGACUGUAUCUUUAAGAUGAUGACCAGAGCUACAGUAGAGUUUAGUUCCAACACUAAUGGUGCAUGUCAACUUGCAAGUUCAACAUGUCGUCUUCUAUUCAUUUUAAUUUUUGAAUAUGUGCAAUGCAUGAAAGUGGUGUGGCAGCAAGCAGCAACAAAAUAUAUGGAUUUUGUUAGAAGUGGAUUCGUACUGUAAGCUCCCAGCAGGCUCGUAUUAACCUUUAUGUUCUGUUCAGGUUAAUUGGAUCAGUUUUUAAAACGAAAACAAGUUCUUUUAAUGUGGUGUAUGUCAGUAGCUUAAUUUUUCUACACAAGCUGGUUUUUUAAAUCCAUUUUAUAUUACACAACCCACAUUCCCUAGGAAGCAUGCUGUUAUAGGAAAAUAACAUUGUGGCGGUGUGAUCCGGCCCGUCCCCACACAUAAUUACUGUUACCACCCUGAAGUUGAUUAUUUUCCUGUAAUAGCACAAUCCUGAAGUGUUUUAUUCCUCUUAUACCACAGCAAUGUGCCAAUGAUUACAACUUUUAUUUAUUAAAGAAUGACUCGUCAUACUUUUUUUUCAAUCCAUUUAUAGUUACAUUUAAUGUUGUGGAACGUCUGUGAAAAGUUACUUUGUGUUAUAACAGAAAAGUAGUUUCCUCUCUUAAUCUCUUAACAGCCACUUUUCUAUACUCCUGAAUUUAAUAAUAAGACAAAAAAUAAACACUAAACAGGGACAACUAUGAAGCUCUGACACUGGAGACUCCUUCCCUAAAUGUGAAAUAAGCAUCUCCUUACAGAAAUGUCUCAAGUUGUUACUUGCUAUACUAAUGAUGAUACAUUAGAACAAGCGCAUUAAUAUAAACCUUGGAGCUGGAACUACUAUCCGAGUCGUUCUGUUAUAGAAAAUGAAUCAACCCCUUCUGACCAAUCAGAAUCACUCACCUUUCAAUAGUGCUGUGGUAUAAUUUAAAAUAAAUGUUGCGAGUGUGUUGGAACAAAAUCUAAAGCAGUGAACAGAACAUGAGGGUGAAACGCUGCUGGAUGCUUUUCCAGGGUCAGCAAGUCUCCUUUACUACCUUCUACACGUGCCGAGUUAAAUCAGAUGUUAAAGCACGGAGCAAGGAACUAAAGACAUGCUCCACAAUUACAAUGACAAUGAUUAUGCACUAUCACUGAGCUUAUUAUGAUCUUUUCUGCACAUAUAAAGUCUUAUCUUUAAGACACCUGGAAUGGAUGAAGUGUCACCUUAAACGUGACCCAAGAUCAGAGAAAGAUAAAAUAUUAAAGAAUGUAUUCAAAUAUUAUUAAUUAUCUUCUGCUUAUACUAAUCUUACAGAGGUAUAGUAAUCUGCGUUUGUUCUAAAAAUCAAAACUAGGGCUCUGAUUUUUUUUUUUCCUCCACAGUCAAGCUCUAAAAUAUAUUUAUCUAUGUUAGAUAUCUGUAUAGCUGUACACACUAUAACACCAAAAACUAUACAUGAUCACAUCGUGGCUUCUUAUAAACGGUUUUUAUGAAGAAUGACCAGAAUCCUGAGCUUGGGGUCUGGUCACAUGACACUCAUAUGCACCUCAAAGUCAAGAUUUGAGGCAACCUCUAUAAAACAACAAUGCAAAAUAAUCCACUUUUUUAACAAGGUAUGCUACGUGUUAUUCUUUUGAAACAUACAGACUAUGAGUAUUAUUACUGUACUGAAUGGAGUAAAGAGCACAAGGAACAUCAUGGUUAAAAAUACAAACAGAAGUUAGAUUUCUGGUGUAAAGAGACAGUGAGAUGGGAACAAGUGCCACCUUGUGGCUGGAUUUUACACUAUAAUCUGACCGAAAUCAGUGAGGAUUAAUUUUUUUUUUUUUUAAAUCAUUAUUCGAUAAUUUCAUUAUAUUCUAUUUAAAUCAGGUUUGCUCUGAUUACAUGAAAAUCAUGUACAGUGAUUGUAUAUUCUGAUUUUACACAUGUAUCACUACAUGUCUUUUAAUUUGAACUUUUAAUCUCAGUUUACAGAUUUAUCACAAUAUUGUAUUAGAUAAACUGAACAAACAUUAAUCGCACAAUUGUAGACACAUUCCUCUGACAGGUUUAUCUGCCAUGUUUCACUCUUCAGUUGUUCAAAAAGGUUCCCUUAAGGGUUCUUGGAUGUUUGAUGGGUCUAGCUUUCCGACAAGGAACUUUUUUUUUUUUGGAAAAGGAAAUGCUCGGUUGUACGGCUUGAUGUAGAACCUUAAAUGGUUCCUUCAGAAGGACAAACCGAAAAACCUUUUUAUUUUUCCUAAGUGUAGUUCCCACCAGCUACAGGACAGACUUAUAGACAUAUAGAACAUGACAGUAUUAUUAGUUUCCAUAAUUACAACAUUGGGCCUCAUUUAUCAAUUUGGAUAUUAAUGGAAAGGUUUUAUUCAUAAAUCGCUCACUGGAGCCUUUACACAAGACAUGUGGCCUUCAUUAAAAUCCAGUUAUUUCAGACAAAAAACAUUCAUAUCCUAUGUUUUGCUCCUGAGUUUGUAAAUUUACUUAAAAGCACACUCACUAAUGUGAACUUCGAAUCAUCGGCUUCAAAAUGAAGCGAUUUUAUAAAUGGAUUACACUGUCAAGUUUAAAACGAUUCAUUAUUUCAGUUACACACCAAUUUAAUGAACAUUUUGUGAAACAUACUCUUGAAAGAAGGCGAUCCAAAACAAAUCAAUAAAAAGUCUAGCCGUUCAUUUAGAACAGAAGUAAUGGCACCCUAUUAAAGGAGCACAGGUUAGUGUGUGUCUGUGGCAUGUGAGGAGCUGCAGUGGCUGAGCUGCAUUACUGGAAGAAUGAGCACACGCUGCGUUUAGGAGGUGCUCUUUCACCGUUUAGUUAUCAUUUGAUCAUUUUUAGGUGUCUGUGAGUUUUAUGGAGUUUUGUAGCCUUCAAGAAAGGUAAAUCAGCUGUUCUGUGAAUGCACUUGGUAAUUUACGGCUGAUUGGUUUUUCUCUACAUAUGCACACAAGUAUUAAGAAACUCAGCAUUACCAAAACGUUUGUAAAUCUGGCAGGAAUUUUUAUCUUGGUUUACACACAACUUUACGAAAUGAUUGAUAAAUGAGGCCCAUUGUGUGUGUGAGCACUUGUGUAAUAAAUAAAGCAUGAUUGUACACUAUAAUGCAGAGUUGACUACAGAUACAGUUUUGACAGUAUUGUGUCCACAAGAACCACCAUUUGUCCAACAUUUCAAGAUAAAUUAUUUAAUCUGAUGUACAUACUGUAUGUGAUGAAAUAUUUGUACUAAUUUCUUUCUCCUGUUCAAGGACAAUGAAAGAAAAACAAAAGAAAUGCCUGUUUUUUGUUUUUUUUGGUCGACAUUUGUAUUGUAACAAAUGAUUUUAACACAACACCAGUACUGAAAUGUUUCCAAAUAUAGAAAUAAAAUAUAUUUGAUUUA
Pangasianodon hypophthalmus (striped catfish) is the source of this 7925-nucleotide messenger RNA. It is a transcript of the gene slc25a18, whose product is annotated as solute carrier family 25 member 18. The coding region runs from base 2922 to 3680 and encodes 252 amino acids. Gene Ontology annotation, molecular function: L-glutamate transmembrane transporter activity; L-aspartate transmembrane transporter activity. The record is from RefSeq and is a predicted model, not a curated record. Gene Ontology annotation, biological process: L-glutamate transmembrane transport; malate-aspartate shuttle; aspartate transmembrane transport. The transcript is spliced from 8 exons. NCBI's taxonomy places the organism in Eukaryota, Metazoa, Chordata, Actinopteri, Siluriformes, Pangasiidae.